Molecule: messenger RNA, 3114 nt
Organism: Psammomys obesus (fat sand rat)
Lineage: Eukaryota; Metazoa; Chordata; Mammalia; Rodentia; Muridae
Gene: Ssr1
Product: signal sequence receptor subunit 1
Exons: 8
Coding region: 94-954 (286 amino acids)
Cellular component (GO): endoplasmic reticulum membrane; endoplasmic reticulum
Source: RefSeq, a predicted model, not a curated record
CCUCCUGCGGGGCCCGGAUGAAGAGUAACGCCAUUACCGCCGGAGCUGCCGAGAGCCCUAGCGGACGCGCACUGGACGCUGACCGGCCGCGCCAUGAGACUCCUCCCCCGCCUCCUGCUGCUGUUCCUGCUGGCCUUCCCGGCCGCCGUGCUGCUCCGCGGUGGUCCCGGAGGGUCAUUGGCUGUGGCUCAAGAUCUUACAGAAGAUGAAGAAACAGUGGAAGAUUCAAUAAUUGAAGAUGAAGAUGAUGAAGCUGAAGUAGAGGAAGAUGAACCCACAGAUUUGGCAGAAGAUAAGGAAGAAGAAGAUGUGUCUGGUGAACCAGAAGCUUCACCAAGUGCAGACACAACUAUCUUAUUUGUAAAAGGAGAAGAUUUUCCAGCAAACAACAUCGUGAAGUUCCUGGUAGGCUUUACAAACAAGGGGACAGAAGAUUUUAUUGUUGAAUCGCUAGAUGCCUCGUUCCGUUAUCCUCAGGACUACCAGUUUUACAUCCAGAAUUUCACAGCUCUUCCUCUGAACACGAUAGUGCCACCGCAGAGACAAGCGACUUUUGAGUAUUCCUUCAUUCCUGCAGAGCCCAUGGGGGGACGGCCCUUUGGUCUAGUCAUCAAUCUGAACUACAAAGAUUUGAAUGGCAAUGUAUUCCAAGAUGCUGUCUUCAAUCAGACAGUCACUGUUAUUGAAAGAGAGGACGGGUUAGAUGGCGAAACAAUUUUUAUGUAUCUGUUCCUUGCUGGCCUUGGGCUUCUCGUUGUUGUUGGCCUUCAUCAACUCCUAGAAUCCAGAAAGCGCAAGAGACCCAUACAGAAAGUAGAAAUGGGUACAUCAAGUCAAAAUGAUGUUGACAUGAGCUGGAUUCCCCAGGAAACUUUGAAUCAGAUCAAUAAAGCUUCUCCAAGAAGGCUGCCCAGGAAGCGGGCACAGAAGAGAUCGGUGGGAUCUGAUGAGUAAAUGUCCUCUGUGCAGCAGUUCAGUCUGUGCUUCCCCUGCCCUAAUGUUUCCGGCCACAUGGCCGUCAGUGCAGAGAAGCCGAACCGCCCUAGAAGGCAGCUGCUGCUUAUGUGUGGACUGGGCGGUCUGCGGCGAUAACUGCUGAAAGAGCACUGCUUCGUUUCCAAAGUAACAAAUUUGGGCUUUUUUUAAACCAUUAAACUGUGUGGGUGUGAAUGUCUGUGAGCAGCUGUCUUACGAGACUCAUUGUCAAACUACCUGAAACAUGCCUUUAGAAUGCUCAGCAAAACGCUGUUGCCGCUUCUCUUGUGAUAUUUUCUGAACUUUGUCCUCAAGCGCAAUUGCUAUUUGUCCAAAGUGUGGUUUCAGGUGUUCUACCAUGAAUUGCUUUGAGGAAAUAGUUUGUUUAUUUCUUGGACUCGAUCAGAUCCAAACUGAUGGCACAAACUGGCCUUUUGCUUGCUGUCUAUCACAGCUGUGUUGUAAAGGCACAGCAGGAGUGGCGGCGCUGUGAGCAGAGGCAUGUGGGGUAUUGGCUGCUCUUUACUCUGUGCGCAUCUUCAGGAACCCAACAGUGGAGUCAAGGAAUUUUGGAAUAUCUAACAACAAAAUUGUGAAACCUGACAAUUCUACUGACAGUAAUAUAGAAGUCCUAAUUCUAUGCUUGGUUUUGGUUUUUAAACAAAAAACUGUAGGUUGUUGUGUUGUCUGUUGUUCUGUGUGACCUGGGAGAGCUCUGGAGUAACCUCCUUUGUUUGCUUGCUUGUUGUCUAAACAGAGCAUUUUGUUCUUAGUAGAAAUAAUCUUAAGAAAAAUUGUCAUAGACCAAUGGCAUCACAUUUUAGGGGCAAGCAUACAUUUUAGUUAAUCCUAAUAUACAAAAAUUUUAUUUGGAAAUUUUUUAAGUAGUUAUGAGGUUUAUCUUUUAACCUGAUUUUUUGGAGCUUUUGACCUACUUUUUGUUAAUGUGAAGAUUUCCCAAAAUUCAAGCACUUAAGAUUUCAAGACCAAACUUAAGUUGGGUUUGAUAAAAAUCCCUUCAGUUACUUUUGCCUGAACUAGUGAACUGAGUUUGGCGUUAUUGUCAGACUUACUAGAAAUGAAAUAGUAUUGAGUGUGACUGGGUAAGAGGCUCCGCUCUGCUUUUAAGCCAUACUCCCCAUGUGUUAUAAGAAAAUAGUUAUUUCCGUGGCUCUCUUAUUCCUGGCCUCUUUUCAUUCUUGUUUUCUUGUGGUCCAAUCCCUUCCACAGACAGCUAAAGGAAAACAACAGAACAAAAUACACACAGAAACAAAACUUCCAAGCUGUUCUAUAUGUGAGCCAAAGCCAAUAAUGAUUAAAGGUCUUCUGUAAUUGUUAAUCACUCAUCCAUCCAGAAGGGGCUGAAGUGUCAAAUCGCCUGUAUCUGCAUCGCUGAACUGUAAAUCUUUAUUGCCUGUAAUAUAAUUUGUGUGGGUUUUUAAUUGAGCUGUAUAAUCAGUUUACUUUGAAAAGGUUCUUUGAGGCCUGCGGAACUGUGUGGUUUUUGACUUAAUGUAAUAGAGGAGACCUUUCUCAUUCUCAAGAAACAUUUUCCAGAACCUGUGACAAUCUCAGUUUGCUAAGUUACUGUAACAUGUUACAGUGAGGUGUGAGUAAUUAAAACCUUUAAAUGGCCUAUAGAGUUUGACUAAACACCCGAUAAAACAUGGGCAGUUGCAGAAACCACACUUACAGCUACCACUUUCUCAUCCCUGAGUAAGCCUUUAUUACCAGCUCUUUCGUUUCUGGGGCCCAGAUUAGAGCCUCAGGAGUAUAGAACAUAUUACUUUUUAGUGUAGACUGGGAAACCGUUGAAAACUUGAGUCCUCAGGUGCCAGGCGUCUGCUAUAGCAACAGUAGGUAUUUAGCAGAAACUAACUCCAUAAUGAAUGGAAUUUAAUUCCACACAUGGUUUGUUCAAGCACACUUAUAAGUAGUCUACUUUUAAAUGUCUCUUAAAAAUGUAAAUAUUUGGAUGAAGCUUUUCUUUGUUUCAAUAUAGCCAUUUGCAUCAUCAACCUUGGUUUCAGAAUUUAUCUUUUGGACAAGUUGGUUUCAGAAUCUGUUAAAUGGAUUUAAGGAUCAUGUAUAUCAAACUCUGUCACCCAGACAUUUGAGAACAAUGUGUCAUAAAGCAUG